This is a messenger RNA of Ramularia collo-cygni, 1041 nucleotides long. RefSeq names its product related to RNA binding protein Rpf2 involved in ribosome biogenesis. The record is from RefSeq and is a predicted model, not a curated record. Gene Ontology annotation, molecular function: rRNA binding. Gene Ontology annotation, cellular component: nucleolus. The transcript has 2 exons. NCBI's taxonomy places the organism in Eukaryota, Fungi, Ascomycota, Dothideomycetes, Mycosphaerellales, Mycosphaerellaceae. Gene Ontology annotation, biological process: ribosomal large subunit assembly; maturation of LSU-rRNA from tricistronic rRNA transcript (SSU-rRNA, 5.8S rRNA, LSU-rRNA). The coding region runs from base 1 to 1041 and encodes 346 amino acids.
AUGAGCUUGAAUCCGAUGAAUCCCCUCCGGCAGGUGAAGCCCAAGACGGCGCGAACGAAGCGGUAUCUCGAGAACAAAGGCCCGCAAAUUGUCGAGAAUCCACGCACCACCCUCUUCCUGCGCUAUACCAACACCAGCGAAGUCGUCCAGCUGGCCAUGCGCGAUCUCAACUCCCUCAAGCAACCGCUCUGCAUCAAAUUCGACAAGAAGAACAAUAUCCACCCCUUCGAAGACGCCUCUUCCUUCAACUUCUUCUCCGACAAGAACGAUGCCUCCAUGCUCGUUUUCGCAAGCCAUUCCAAGAAGCGUCCCCACUGCUUAACCAUUGCGCGAAUGUUCGACUUCAAGGUCUUGGAUAUGCUGGAGCUGAUGGUCGACCCGGACACGUUGCGCACGCUUUCCCAAUUCAAAAAUAAGAAGGCUGCUGUGGGAUUGAAGCCGUUGCUUUCCUUCUCGGGUUCGGCAUUUGAGUCGCCUGUCGCAAACACAUAUACUCUCGCAAAAUCAAUCUUUUUGGACUUGUUCAAGGGACCCGAUGUCAGCAACAUCGAUGUGGAGGGUUUGCAGUUCAUGAUCCACUUCAGCGUGGAUGAGGAGGAGAGCAGCGAGGUCAAGCCACAGAUUCACAUGCGAUGCUAUCUGAUCAGCACAAAGAAGAUUCCCAACAGCUCACUACCAAAGGUGGAAGUUGAGGAGAUGGGACCUCGGAUUGACUUUAGAGUUGGCAGAGUCCAGGAGGCUGAACCAGACAUGUUGAAGGAGGCGAUGAGGAAGCCAAAGAAUUUGGAGGCCAAGACGAAGAAGAACGUCGAGACCAACCCAAUCGGAGACAAGGUCGGACGCAUUCACGUCGGCAAGCAAGAUCUCUCAGAACUGCAGACUCGCAAGAUGAAGGGUCUCAAGCGAAGCAGAGAUGUCGUCGACGACGACUUCGACGAUGCAAUGGGUGGUGUCGAUGUCCCUGCCAUGGACGAAGACGGCGCUGUGCCUCUCGCCGAGCCCAUCACAGAGGGUAAGAAAAAGACCAAGGUGGACGUCUGA